This is a messenger RNA of Salvia hispanica, 1778 nucleotides long. The record is from RefSeq and is a predicted model, not a curated record. Lineage: Eukaryota; Viridiplantae; Streptophyta; Magnoliopsida; Lamiales; Lamiaceae.
UUCCAAGGAGAGAGAAGCAAAGCCACCACUUAAAAUAAGCAGGCCCCUGUUUGUAGAGAGAGAAACACCACACGGUGACCCCCAAAUUCAGCAAACGCCAUGGAUUCUCAGAUCUAUGGCGUCCUCCUCCUCUUCCUCACUCUCGCCUCCGCAUUGCUGGAAAAUCCCUCCAACUCCACCGCUCAGAUCAAUUCCAACUCCGUCCUCGUCGCUCUCCUCGAUUCUCGCUACACCGAGCUCUCAGAGCUCGUAGAGAAGGCUCUCCUCCUCCAGACGCUCGAACAAGCCGUCGCUAAACACAACAUCACUAUUUUCGCGCCCAGAAACGAGGCUCUGGAGCGCGAUUUGAACCCCGAGUUCAAACGAUUCCUUCUCGAGCCUGGAAACCUAAAAUCCCUCCAAAAUCUCCUGCUUUUCCACAUGAUUCCCACCCGCAUUGAGUCCAAUCACUGGCCCGCCAGCAACCCCGUCCACCACACCACCCUAUCCAACGACAAGAUUCCGCUCAGGGCCAACAAAACCGUGAGCACCGCCAAGGUCAUCAAAUCCGACGACAUCAUCCGCCCCGACGGGAUCAUCCACGGCAUCGAGCGCCUACUGGUUCCGAAAUCCGUCCAGCACGACUUCAACGCGCGGCGGAGCCUCCGCGCCACCUCCGCCGUGCUCCCCGAGGGCGCACCGGAGGUCGACCCGAGGACGCACCGCCUCCUGAAGAAGGCGGCGCCCGCCGGAGCGCCGCCGGCGCUCCCCAUCUUCGACGCGAUGGCGCCGGGGCCGUCCCUGGCCCCAGCGCCCGCGCCAGGGCCCGGCGGGCCCCACCACCACUUCGACGGGGAGAGCCAGGUGAAGGACUUCAUCCAAACGCUGCUGCAUUACGGGGGCUACAACGAAUUGGCGGAUAUUCUGGUGAAUCUGACGUCACUGGCGACGGAGAUGGGGAGGCUGGUCUCCGAGGGUUAUGUUUUGACAGUUUUAGCCCCAAACGAUGAGGCGAUGGCGAAGCUGACGACGGACCGGCUGAGUGAGCCGGAGCAGAUUAUGUAUUAUCAUUUGAUUCCGGAAUACCAGACGGAGGAGAGUAUGUACAAUUCGGUGCGGAGAUUUGGGAAGGUGAAUUACGAUACGCUGAGAUUGCCGCAUAAAGUGGUGGCGGAGGAGGCCGACGGGUCGGUUAAAUUCGGGCAGGGUGAAGGAUCCGCUUAUCUAUUCGACCCGGACAUUUACACCGACGGUAGGAUUUCUGUCCAGGGUAUUGACGGAGUUCUGUUUCCGGCGGAGGAAACUGCUCCUCGCGCGGCACCUGUUGCUAAAGUUGUCACUAAGCCGAGAAGAGGGAAGUUAUUGGAAGUGACAUGUAGAAUGCUCGGAGCUGUUGGGCAGGAUUCUCAUUUCUCUAGUUGUCAUUAAAUUUCAUACUUAAGAAAAUGAAAAAAAUGAAAAAAGAAUAAAGGGAAAUGGUGCAGUAUUGAUUCUUAGGUUGGCAACAACAUAAAGGGGUGAGAGAGAGGACUUGGUUGUGUUAAUUGUUUGUUCUUCCGAACCCCACAUGAGAUUUUUUUUUUUUCUUCGGUUUUUUGGGUCUGUUAUUUGGGUUUAAAUACUGUAAUUAGAGUAUCCAAUUUCUUUAAUUUGUACCUAAGUUUGUUCCGCCGACAGUGUAUUUCAACAAAUAUACGGUCCUUUCGAAGAAUAUGUAUAUUGCUGCUGUUGUCACGGACUCACGGGUCAUUUUUGUCUUUUCGCUCCAAUUCAAGGCUCUGUGACUUUUUAUUUGUUAA